UUUCUUUUGCGGUGGCGAAGAUAAUUUAACAAAAGUAAGUCCUCUUCAUCACUGAACAUCUUUGCAACUACUAUAAAAGCAUGGAAAACCUUAAAACAAGACGAUCACAUGCAGCUUGCAAAUUGAAUCGUUUGCGGAUUUUUAGGCGUAAAGAUAUCGUCGCUGCAUGACGAAACUUAUACGCGCCUAUGACGAUACGCUUCGUGUGCAGAAUGCCUAAAUGUGAAAAAGGAGGAAUUGCCGAGUACUCCUAUUAUUAUAUUCAAGGCAGUGGUCUUAGUUCCAUUGAACAAUACCCAUACACAGCGUCGAAUGGAGUACCCUCAACUUGUUAUGGCAAAAACAUUACAAAUAAACCUAUUGAACCUCUUGGUAAUUUUGGAACUAUUCAACAAACUGAAGAUGCUAUCAAAGGAUUUAUAGCUGGUUAUUCCCCAAUCUCCACACAUGUACAAGUUAUUGAUGACUGGCUCUUAUAUGGAGGUGGUGUCUACGAUAACCCAAAAUGUGGAAAUGGCUUAGCAACACUUAAUCAUGGGAUUCUCGCUGUUGGUUACGGAGUGGACGAGAAAGAAGGAAAAGAAUACUUUACACUUAAGAAUUCUUGGGGUAGCGAUUGGGGAGAGAAAGGCUACAUCAGAGUAGUUCGCAACAAAAAACAAUGUGGUAUUAGCACUCGUGCCUCAUUUCCACUUUUAUGGUUUGAGUAAACAUAUUGUUAUAGCCAAAAUAGAUCUGAGAUAUUAAAAAUAUACGUCAUACCUACA
Molecule: messenger RNA, 767 nt
Organism: Diabrotica virgifera virgifera (western corn rootworm)
Lineage: Eukaryota; Metazoa; Arthropoda; Insecta; Coleoptera; Chrysomelidae
Exons: 2
Coding region: 189-710 (173 amino acids)
Cellular component (GO): lysosome
Molecular function (GO): cysteine-type endopeptidase activity
Source: RefSeq, a predicted model, not a curated record